Molecule: messenger RNA, 698 nt
Organism: Mytilus trossulus (common blue mussel)
Lineage: Eukaryota; Metazoa; Mollusca; Bivalvia; Mytilida; Mytilidae
Exons: 3
Coding region: 80-550 (156 amino acids)
Source: RefSeq, a predicted model, not a curated record
CGCAUGUCAAGCACUUAAUAAUAUGUUUAUUCUUACAUAUAUACUGUAAACACAUUCAAUUCUAGUGAGAUAUUACAUCAUGAAGGUUUUUGGAUUUGCGCUGUUUUGGAUACUUGCUUUCGUCUAUUUUGAACAAUCGAUUGGCUGUGGACGCCGAAAUAAAGAGGACUGUUUCGGUAGUUCUGCAGGAUAUGGAUUCCAGUUUGGAACACAAGACCUUGCUUGUGUUAAAGGGAAAAGGAAGAGGUCUCCGAGCAGAGAAGAACUUAGAAUAGCCCAUCGUUACAUUAAAUAUCGAGGCGUUUACUAUGAAUUUUUUGACGGGGGAGCAACAUACAAUACCUCACCCCAUCGAUCUAAUUGUAGAGCCGGCACCGAAUCGUACGCAUCAGGAUAUGGAGUACUUAGUACAGAAUGUGUCAAGAGAUGCGCAAGACAUUAUGGGAAUGUAAGGCCAUAUAACGUUUUUACACGUAACUGUCACCAUUUUGCUAACUGGUUGGCUGACAUUUUGUGUAGAGAGUCCUCUUGUCCAUCCUACUGUCAAUGAAAUAUCUAAACACUAAAGUAAACAAUAUGAUGUAUUGUUGGUAAUGGUUUUUUUCCAAAGUCAUAAUAAUUAUGUGUUAUGCAUAAAACUCUUUUAUAAGCAUACAUAUUGUUUAAUAUAUAUUAGGAAUAAAAUGUUCUAUGUUAAA